Molecule: messenger RNA, 642 nt
Organism: Ostreobium quekettii
Lineage: Eukaryota; Viridiplantae; Chlorophyta; Ulvophyceae; Bryopsidales; Ostreobiaceae
Source: the annotation of a GenBank genome assembly
GUCCUCAUCAGGGGAAACGCCGACCUGGAGGCGCGCGGCGGCGAUGGCUGCACGGCCAUGAAUGCCGCGGUCUGGGCCGCCACGAACGACGACGCAGCGGAUUCCCUGAUCACGCUCUUAGACGCCGGCGCAGACCCCAACAGCGGCACAGCCGACAAUUCGGAGCGCCGUCCCGCCCAACCAAUUCGCAUAACCUCUCAAAUCAUCCAGCCGCCCCUGAGCCAAGCCGCCCACUCGGGCAACAUCCGGGCAGCGUCUCUCCUACUCCUACGCGGCGCGAGUCCUAAUAGGAUGGACGGGUUGGGAGACACGCCGCUGCACACCGUGUCCGGCAGCAUCAGUCCGGCCAACGACAAAGUCACCAGAAUGUUGAUCGAGGCUGGGGGGGACGUGAACGCCCGGGGGUUCCUUGGGGCCACGCCCCUGCUGGCGGCGGCCAGGCAGGGCAACCUGGGAGCCGCCAGGAUUCUGCUGGAGGCGGGGGCGGACCCGUCGGUGGCGAGCGACCAAGGGGUGGGCGCUGCCGGGGCGGCGUGCGAUUGCGCGGAGACGGGGGAGGCGUUUGACUUGUGGGUGUGCCCGCUAGGGGGCUGCGAGCACGCGGGCACCAGGGAAGCCAUGGUGAGGCUGCUGUCCGGCUGA